Molecule: messenger RNA, 1254 nt
Organism: Haliotis rubra (blacklip abalone)
Lineage: Eukaryota; Metazoa; Mollusca; Gastropoda; Lepetellida; Haliotidae
Product: putative mediator of RNA polymerase II transcription subunit 12
Exons: 1
Coding region: 1-1254 (417 amino acids)
Source: RefSeq, a predicted model, not a curated record
AUGCCUGGUUUUGGCUUCAUGGGAAGUGACUCAACCAAAUGGACAAUGAUGGUUCCCAUGGUUACCGUUAAGAAAGAACCGGAGGAAUGUAUGGAGAGUGUGCACGGCUGUCAGUCUGUGUUAGGUGGCAGGGACACUGACGAAGAUCUCAAGACAGAAGUAAAGGUUGAACCUGCAGAUCCAGAAACAGGAAUCAAAUUGAUGGGGAAUGGUGUAGAGUCUGAUUGGAUGCUGGCAAUGAGCUGUGGGGAUGGAGAGGAUGAGUUGGACAGUGUACAGGUGAAAGAGGAACCUGUUAGUGAUGAGGAACUGUCUCAGACCGCAGUUGGAAAUAUGGUGUACAUUCACAAAUCAUCGCAGGAUAUAUUUGAUGAACAUGAGAGACAACCACCUGAGACCCAAGAACAGCUUGUAAGUCUUGGUACUGUAGGAUCACUAAAGCAUGUUGAUGAAGAACAACAAGUACCACAGCAGUAUUCUUUGGCUAAAGAAAAAUCAGUAAAACAACAACUUGUUGCAAAACUGAAAAUAAUACGACAACAGCGAGAACUGGCAAAACAGCAAUCUGAAAAACAGCAACCUAUAGCAAAACUGAAAACAGUUAAACAACAGCUUUUAGCAAAACGACAAUUAGCAAAACAUCAACGACUGGGGUUAAUGCCAGAACCUGUGAAAGAAGAGCCACCAACUGAAAAGCUACAGCCUAAGGAAAAAAAGCAACAGGAAACACCACAGCCAGCAGUAGAACAAUUAACCGCUAAACAACCAUGGAUUAAGAUACAACCAAAACCCCAAACUGUGGAGUCAAGCUUGUCUGUGACCAAUGAACAGUCUCUGGUUAUGAGACACGAGCAGCCGAGGAUACAGAUGCACCCACUGAUAAAACUGCAGCAAGCGGCCCAACAGCAACCGAUGGUGAAACUGAAAGCCAUGGCUCAGCAGCAACCUGUGGUGAAACCUCAAGCAGUGACCCAACAGCAAAUGAUGGUGAAACUGAAAAAAACAACCAAUGGUGGCACAACCCAACAGCAACCAGUGGUGAAACAUCAAGCAGCAAGACAACUGCAAAUGAUGGUGAAACUGAAAGCUGUGGAAAAACAACCAAUCGUGAAACUGCAAGAAGCGACCCAACAGCAACCAGUGGUGAAACUUCAAGCAGAAACACAACAGCAACUGAUGGUGAAACUGAAAGCUGUGGAAAAAGAACCAAUGGUGAAACUGCAAGAAGCUUUACCCAACAGCAACCAAUGGUGA